Messenger RNA from Acanthosepion pharaonis, 633 nucleotides. NCBI's taxonomy places the organism in Eukaryota, Metazoa, Mollusca, Cephalopoda, Sepiida, Sepiidae. The record is from the annotation of a GenBank genome assembly.
AUGGCGGGAAUGAUGGCUGUUUACAUCUUAAUCUAUCUUCGUCUUUCUUCUUUGUCAUCUUUUCUUCCCGAGCCUAGAACGAGCGCUUCUUCAACUUUAUGUCUUUAUUCGGAAGUUACUACAUUUUUUUAUUCUUUCCUUUUGUUCCCAUCUUCCCUAUUUAUCUUUUUUAACUUCUUUAUUCCUAUUUUCUUUUCUUUUCUUUCUUUCUUUUUUUUUACUUUUUCCUCCUUUCUUUCUUUCUUUUUUCUUUUUUCUUAUUUCCUUUUGUUACUAUUGAUUUUUUUCCUUGUGUUACAUUCUCUUCUUUUUUCUUUAUAUAUAUCCUUCUCGAUUUUCCAAUUUUAUUUCCUUCCUUCCUUCUUUCUUUCUAUGGUGUAUUUAUUUAUGUUUAUUUCUUUCCAUAUGAUUCUCUCAUUUCUUUCUUUCUUUUUAUUUCUUUCUAUCACUUGUUCUUUCUAUUGCUUCUUUGUUUAUUUCUUUUUUUUCCUUUCCUUCUUUCCAUUAUUUUAUUCCGUUGGUUCUGUACGAUGCCUUCAUCUCAUUCUUUCUUUCUAUUUGUUCUAUUUGUUUAUUCUGUCUUUAUUCCUUUUAUUGUCACACCCUUUUUCUUUUCUCUUUUUUUCGUCUUAA